Messenger RNA from Drosophila erecta, 759 nucleotides. RefSeq lists its product as uncharacterized. The record is from RefSeq and is a predicted model, not a curated record. The transcript has 3 exons. NCBI's taxonomy places the organism in Eukaryota, Metazoa, Arthropoda, Insecta, Diptera, Drosophilidae. Bases 31 to 684 code for a protein of 217 amino acids.
ACCAUUGAAAAUAAUAACAUUCGAAGAGCAAUGGUCAACUUCGUUUGUUACUGGACGUUUUUAAUUCUGGUGGCCGUUUCAAAGGCUCAGGACGAGGAAACUUCUUCGGUUGCCACAGCUUCAGGUGAAUUGACUGAGAAAAAGUGUAACACAUCGAGGGAUGACUGCUGUUCUGAGCUUUAUAUAGGGGAAGAGGAGGACCUGGUCAAGUGCUUCGUUAUACACUCACCCAAGCUGCCAGCGGAUGGAGACGCUGACGUCGGCAAGACCCUGAGGUUUCUUUCGUGCUUUGUGGAGUGCCUGUACAAGCAAAAGAAGUACAUUGGCAAGAGCGAUACUAUCAACAUGAAGAUGGUCAAGCUGGAUGCAGAAAAGACCUUUGUGGAUCGGCCCAAGGAGAAGGAUUAUCACAUUGCCAUGUUCGACGUCUGCCGCAAGGAUGCAGUCGGGAUCUACAACCUGCUGAAGGCCAGUCCUGGGGCCAAGGUGCUCCUAAAGGAAGCGUGUCGUCCCUAUCUCUUGAUGGUGUUCAUGUGCAUCAGCGAAUACCAUCAGAAGCACGAGUGCCCCUACUUCCGGUGGGAGGGCACUGCGAAGGCAGGAACUAAGGAUCUGUGCGAAAGUGCCAAGGCCGAAUGCUAUCAAAUUGAUGGAAUUACACUGCCCACAAAGAGUCCUGUCUAAAAAUACACUUCUCAAAAAGCAAGUGAAUUUAAAAACUCAAAAAUGUCAUGUAAUAAAAUUAAGCUCAUAAACGCA